Aspergillus niger is the source of this 1005-nucleotide messenger RNA. RefSeq lists its product as uncharacterized. Lineage: Eukaryota; Fungi; Ascomycota; Eurotiomycetes; Eurotiales; Aspergillaceae. Gene Ontology annotation, molecular function: ATP binding; DNA strand exchange activity; ATP-dependent DNA damage sensor activity. The coding region runs from base 1 to 1005 and encodes 334 amino acids. Gene Ontology annotation, biological process: DNA strand invasion; mitotic recombination; DNA repair. The transcript is spliced from 8 exons. The record is from RefSeq and is a predicted model, not a curated record. Gene Ontology annotation, cellular component: condensed nuclear chromosome; nucleus.
AUGCCCGGCUCAGACACAAGCGACGAGUUCAACGAUGAUGUCUUCAUCCUUGAUAUCGAUAACAUUCAAGCCCAUGGUAUAUACUCGUCACUUCUCACUUCCUUUCACCUCCGUAUACUAAUAUCUGUUCACGGUGCCACACGCAAGAACCUGUUGAAGAUAAAAGGGUUCAGCGAGGUCAAGGUCGAGAAAAUCAAGGAUGCUAUUCAGAAGAGCUUGCCCUCGGCUUCGGGUUUUAUCACGGCAAUGGAACUCUGCCAUCAACGGAAGAGGAUUGUUAGGAUUUCUACUGGGAGUAAACAAUUCGAUUCUAUCUUAGGAGGUGGCUUCCAAAGCAUGAGCAUCAGCGAAGUCUUCGGCGAGUUCCGAUGCGGCAAGACUCAGUUAUCGCACACCAUGUCUGUUGUAGCCCAGCUUCCUAAGGAACUGGGCGGCGCAGGCGGCAAGGUGGCAUAUAUUGAUACCGAGGGAACUUUCAGGCCUGAGCGCAUCGCUCAGAUUGCAGAGCGGUUUGGCGUCGAUGCUGAUGCUGCCCAGGAGAAUAUUGCUUAUGCGCGAGCGUUGAACAGCGAGCAUCAGCUGGAGUUGUUGAAUACCCUCAGUAAAGAGUUCGCUGGUGGGGAAUACAGGUUGUUGAUCAUUGAUAGCAUCAUGAAUUGCUUCAGGGUCGACUAUUGUGGACGCGGAGAGCUUGCUGAUCGUCAGCAGAAGUUGAAUCAGUUCUUGAUGAAGUUGGCUCAUAUGGCUGAGGAAUUCAACAUCUGUGUUCUGAUGACCAACCAGGUCCAGAGUGACCCUGGCGCUAGUGCACUCUUCGCUGGAGCCGAUGGCCGCAAGCCCGUUGGAGGUCAUGUCCUGGCACAUGCAUCGGCGACUCGAGUGCUCCUCCGCAAGGGUCGUGGUGAAGAGCGAGUGGCUAAGAUACAGGACUCGCCAGACUGCCCUGAGAGAGAAGCGACGUAUGUCAUCACCAAUGGUGGGAUCAAUGAUCCUGAUAAGGCGUAG